AUGGUGGGAGUCGACUCCCGGGUUGAUCGGAUCCUCGUCGGUUUCCCGGAGGGUCGAGUCAUCUGGGUCGGUCCCCGAGAUGGCUGCUCUGGUUUUUCCGGCUUCCUGCCCUGCCGGCUUCAUCCCGGCUCCCUGCACUGCCGGGUUCGCCCCGGCUUCCUGCCCUACCGGCUUCAUUCCGGCUCCCUGCACUGCCGGGUUCGCCCCGGCUUCCUGCCCUGUCGGCUUCAUUCCAGCGCCCGCCCUGCCGGCUUCACCUUGGUGCUGAAAGGAUAUGACUGUCCAUCAGCGCUAGCUCCUCUUGAGGUCAUCAUUGGUGACAAAAAUCAACCGUUUGCUCAGAGAUCAGAAUUAGGAUGGAGUAUCAUAGGCUCAUCAAACCCCCACUUAGACAGACAAGGAAGUCAGAGCUUUGUGCAUCGGCUCACAGUAAAAGAACUGCCAAUUCCAUCGGCGACAGAUGUUCUUAAAGUCCUAGAAUCAGACUUCACCGAGAGAACUUAUGAAGAUAAGUAUGUGUCCCAAAAUGAUGUUCAAUUCAUACAGUUCCUCAGUGACAACAUCACUCAGAAGAAAGACGGACAUUAUGAGAUGCCCCUCCCAUUCAAGGGCAACAGUCCACCAUACCUACCAAACAACAAGAGGCUAGCCACAGUGCGCCUGCAGUGCCUUAAGAAGAAAUUAAAGACCAAUGAACAAUACUAUAAUCAAUACAAAACAUUCAUGGAAGAAACAAUUAACAAGGGUGAAGCAGAGCCUGCCCCUACAACAUCUGAGGGAGAGACGGAGUGGUAUCUUCCACAUCACGGCAUCUAUCAUCCCAGGAAACCAGGCAAGCUGAGAGUCGUAUUCGACUGUUCAGCCAAAUUCCAUGGUGUUUCUUUAAACGACACUCUACUGACUGGGCCUGACCUUAUCAAUCCUCUGCUAGGAGUUCUUUGCCGCUUCAGGAAGGAGGCCGUAGCGAUCAUCUGUGAUAUUGAAAGAAUGUUUUAUCAGUUCUCUGUCACUCCAGAAUCCCGGAAUUAUCUGAGAUUCCUCUGGUGGAAAGGUGGAGAUUUGGAGAAGGAACCACAGGAAUACAGGAUGACGGUUCAUCUCUUCGGAGCCGCCUCGUCGCCAGGAUGUGCGAAUUUCGGCUUGAAGCAUCUGGCGCGGCAACACAAAGCUACCUACCCUCUGGCGUCAACAUUUGUCGAGAAAAACUUUUAUGUUGAUGACGGGCUAGUCAGCGUCCCAUCAGUCGAGGAGGCCAAGAAACUGAUCACUGAGGCGCAGGAGUUGUGCAAAAGAGGAGGCCUACACCUUCACAAAUUCAAUUCAAACGAGGAAGCAGCCCUCACCUGCUUAGAUCCCUCAGAAAGAGCAGCAACCAUCGAACCUCUAGGACUAGAUUCAACCCUAUCGGAGCGUGCACUCGGCAUUCAAUGGUCGAUUGAAACCGACACUUUCAGCUUUAACAGCAGCUUGAAAGAUCAGCCAUCAACCCGGCGUGGUUGCCUUUCUGUCAUUGCCUCGCUUUAUGACCCACUUGGAUUCGUCGCUCCAUUCAGCCUAACUGGAAAGUGCAUACUGCAAGAGCUGUGUCACAGAGGCAUCGGAUGGGAUGAUCCACUACCAGAAGAUAUGAGGUCAAGGUGGGAGGAGUGGAUAAAUGGUCUUCACAAGUUGAAAGAGGUUUCAAUCCCAAGAUGUUACCACCCAUAUGACUUCCAUAACAUUGUUAGAGUAGAGCUGCACCAUUUUUCAGAUGCCAGCUGCGUGGGAUAUGGUGCAUGUUCUUACCUCAGAUACCAAAAUGACAGGGACCAAGUCCAUUGCAGUCUCGUGUUGGCGAAAGCAAGGGUUGCACCCUCAAAAGUCACAAGUAUCCCGAGAUUAGAACUUGCGGCAGCGGUGGUUUCUACAAAAAUCAGUGUCAUGUUAAAGGGUGAGCUUGACAUAAAAAUUGAUGAAGAGGUUUUCUGGACAGAUUCACAAGUCGUGCUUGGGUACAUUAACAAUGAUGCCCGUAGGUUCCACAUAUUUGUUGCAAACCGUGUUCAACUGAUAAGGGAUAACAGUGAUCCCAGUCAGUGGCACUAUGUGGACACUGCAGAAAACCCGGCCGAUCAUGCUUCCCGAGGUCUUCGUGCUUCAGACAUUAAUUCAACAAACUGGUUGCGAGGACCGAAGUUUCUCUGGGAACGUGAGUUACAUCUAACACCCAGCACUCCAUCAGAAUUACUCAUUGGUGAUCCUGAAGUCAAAACAAUUCAGGUGCUUGCAACAGAAGCCGAAGACUACAAUGACAUCCUCAGGCGUUUGAGUAAGUUUUCCUCCUGGACAACAAUUCUUAAAGUGGUUUCAAGAAUCAAGAGGCUGGGCUCCAAAUCGAAACAACACUGUGAGUAUGUGACUGUUAAGGAGCGUGAGAAGGCUGCAGAUGAAGUGAUUAAGAUCGUACAGCAGCAAGCUUUCCCUAAGGAGAUAAAGAUGCUUCAGGGUAAAAAGGAACUUCCAAACUCAAGCUCUCUCUUCCGUCUCGACCCCAUCUGGUCUGAAGGACUCCUCCGUGUCGGUGGGAGAUUGAAACAGUCAUCGCUCUGUCACAAAGUGAAGCACCCAGUCAUCUUACCAAAUAACAGCCACAUCACCAAGUUGAUUGUGUCCCAUUUCCAUGCUAAAACAUGCCAUCAGGGUCGAAGCCAGACUUUAAUGGAGCUUCGGGCCAAUGGAUUCUGGGUAAUUGGUGGGAGCAAGUUGGUGGCUAAGCUGAUACACACUUGUGUGGUUUGCAGGAAACUGAGACGACCGACAGAGAGACAGCAAAUGGCCGAACUUCCCAAAGAACGCGCCGAAGCCUCGGCACCUUUCACAUACAGCGGCAUGGACUGUUUCGGUCCAUUCAUUGUAACGAAAGCUCGCAAGCAAUACAAAAGAUACGGCCUGAUUUUUACAUGUCUGUACUCUAGAGCAGUUCAUAUAGAAAUGCUUGAGGAUUUGUCAACAGACUCAUUCAUCAACUCCUUGAGAUGCUUCAUCAGUCUGAGAGGAGCUGUUCAACAACUACACUGUGAUCAAGGCUCUAAUUUUGUUGGCGCCAGAAACGAGCUCAAAGAAGCACUUAAAAAAUGUGACACCAAGCUACUGGAAAUCUUCUUGACUGAGAAGCAGUGCGAAUUUGUUUUCAAUGCUCCCUCUGACAGUCACGCAGGAGGCGUCUGGGAACGUCAGAUCAGAACCGUUAGAAAUGUGCUGAAUGCCACCUUUGCACAGUGCUCAGGUCGACUUGAUGACGCCUCCCUCAGAACACUGCUAUACGAGGCCAUGGCUAUUGUUAACAGUCGCCCGUUAACAGUGGAUGGAAUCAACGAUCCGCAGGCACUGGAACCUAUAACACCGAAUCACCUCAUUAUGAUGAAAUCUAAAGUGGCUCUUCCUCCCCCUGGAGUAUUUGUCAAGGAGGACCUGUAUGCGACAAAGAGGUGGAGAAGAGUUCAGUAUCUUAUUGAACAGUUUUGGUGCCGCUGGAAACGGGAAUAUCUGUUGAACAUAUCCUUGAGACAGAAAUGGCACUCACCUCAACGCAACCUCAAGGUGAAUGAUAUUGUCAUUAUAAAAGAUGAUAACCUCCCAAGAAACCAUUGGCAACUUGGACGAGUGAUUGAAACUGUUCAAAGUAGUGAUGGCUUAGUUCGUCGAGUUAAAGUGCAAGUUGGGGAGAGAAAACCUCAUAAAAAACAAGAUCCUCCUUCCAAGCCCUCAGUUAUUGAGAGACCAAUCAAAAAAUUGGUGCUCCUCCUUGAGAACUGAUUACAAGAAAGCAGUUGACAACACUACACACACUGCUUUAUUAUGCAUGAUAUUACACACACAUAUACGUUACACUUCUGAUAGCUUAGCUUCAAGCUAUUUAUUUCUUAGAGUCAAGAAAUCCUGUACAAUUCAUUUACUAUUUGUGUAUUUGUUCAUUCAUUGUACUAGGAUUUGGUGGGAGUGUAAAUGUCUUAUAAAUUGCAUUAAUAUUCUCCUACACAGUGUUAUAUUUAUGUGUUAACAAGACAUUGUAGUUCUACAGUGCCACCUUGUGGUCUGUUCUGCUUUUAUUUUGAAAAGCGCGUCUUCUUCUUCUUCUAAUGUUUUACGGUUCUAAACUUCCUGUUACACUCUUCGCAAUGUGGUGCUGAUGCAUCGUCGGAAGAAUGAGCCUUGAACUUUGAGGGUGUGUGCGUGUCGAGCUAGAGAGCAUGCUAGCUGAUGGCAGAACUCUUUAAUUAGUGCCCUUGGAGAGCGGAAUGAGUUUUCACGGUGUUCAUGGUGCUUAUGGUGCAUGGUGUUCGUUGAGAGGAAAUAAACCGAGACCCGUUUGAAACUC
This is a messenger RNA of Misgurnus anguillicaudatus (oriental weatherfish), 4357 nucleotides long. NCBI's taxonomy places the organism in Eukaryota, Metazoa, Chordata, Actinopteri, Cypriniformes, Cobitidae. The record is from RefSeq and is a predicted model, not a curated record.